Molecule: messenger RNA, 2208 nt
Organism: Rasamsonia emersonii CBS 393.64
Lineage: Eukaryota; Fungi; Ascomycota; Eurotiomycetes; Eurotiales; Trichocomaceae
Product: Protein kinase
Exons: 3
Coding region: 1-2208 (735 amino acids)
Biological process (GO): protein phosphorylation; microtubule cytoskeleton organization; intracellular signal transduction
Cellular component (GO): cytoplasm
Molecular function (GO): tau-protein kinase activity; protein serine/threonine kinase activity; ATP binding
Source: RefSeq, a predicted model, not a curated record
AUGUCACUCUCCAACGGCGUUGCAGCAUCCAAGUGUCCUGCUGCUGCGCCCUCGCUAUCGGUGGAUCCGCGGCCAUAUUUUCUCCCACCUUUUAGCAUCUCCUCCGGUGCAAGCGGACGUUUGCAAAACGCUCAGCCAAUACAAGCCUCUUGCGAGGGAUCCUGGUUAUGGUUUGCAUGCACCUGUGGUCGGCAUUCGCGCUCAGUGUCAUCUCGUGCUCUCCGGGAGGGCAUGGCGUAUGCUGAAAGAGAAUCUUUCACAGGGUUGAUCAUCGAUACAGCCUUUGCCCGUGGGCAAUCUCCUAGCGGGGCGCGCGAACAUGGAGGAGACCAGAGAUCAAAUGCAGGAGUCGGGGGAAGGGGCAGUUCAAAGGCUCCCCGCCAUCUCGGGCCAGAUGUUCGAAAUGAUGAUGGAGACAGCAGUAUAUUAAAUGAGUUGCAUACAGAAACGCCUCCAAUCUCUGUUCCUCGACCUGAUGAUCACCAAUUUCCCCAGGACGGGGCGGACCUUACCUAUUCGCACAAACCCGAAGAUUCCUUUUCAUCCCCCCUUGGAGACUUCCUCCGGGAGCGCCGCCCGUCUAUCAGUUUCCACCCAGAGGUAAAACUUGAUACUGGCCACCACCACGCGCUCAACGAGCCGCUGGCACGGGGUGAUACGAGGGGCACAGCGUACAAUAGACCUCAACUGCGACCAUCUGCAUUGCGCAAGAUUCACGCUCAACAAGAUGAAGCGUUCGACUCUUAUGGACGAGUCCCCCGUCCCACUUCGGCAAGAAGGCGGAUUCAGCGACCGUUCCCUACAGGCAACGGGUUUGUCCCAGAAGCAGAGGAGGAUUUUUUGGUGGGAUCUGAGCUCGACCAUCCGACUUCGCUCACGUCGAUCUCCACCGUGUCUCCAACUACCGAGGAACUUCGAACUCCUUCUGAAGGGCCCCGGGAAGGCUCCAGGGACAUGCUCCUUUCUCCUCUGUCUAUGUCACCUACUGCGCAGCGAGCCGCCUCUCUCGACGAUCCCAAUCUAUGGUCUAUGGGUGCUGGAGCGUCACCCUGGAAUAAGCCACGGAGUUAUACGUUUGACAGACAUGGGAGUCUACGACAGACUGUGCGUCAAGGCUCCCGUCGAUCGACCGGGUCGAGCGGCAAAUCUCCUGCAAGCAUGUUUCUGUCAAUGUGGAGUAGUCGUGACGAAGCUCCUCCUGCUCCUCAACCGGAUGAUGAAGGGCAAAUGGUGGGGACAGAGUAUGUGUUGGGCAAGCAAAUCGGAUACGGAGGGUUUAGCACUGUCAAGGAAGCCUUCAAGGUCGAGGAGACUGGCAGAACCAGACGCCUCGCAGUCAAGAUCGUGAAAAAGCACGUGAGCGGGAAAAGUGAGAGGGAGAAUGAUCAGGUUCAGGCUGAGUUUGAUCACGAAGUUCGCAUUUGGCGCUAUCUUAACCACCCACAUGUCCUCUCCUUGGAGGCUGUUUACGAGACGGACUAUGCGACCUUCUGUUUCACCAAGUUAGCUAUCGGUGGCACGCUCUUUGAUUUGAUUCGUGCCAAUCGCAGCGGCUUGGAGAUGAAGCUUGCUAAGAAGUAUGCCUACCAGUUGGCCUCAGCCAUCCGGUAUCUGCAUGAGGAUGCCCGGAUCGUCCACCGAGAUAUCAAACUCGAGAAUUGUCUGUUGGACCCUGUGAAGUUGGAGGACGGAACGGAGACGGCGAAUCUUGUUCUUUGCGAUUUUGGAAUGGCGGAAUGGAUGAGCACGGACAAUGGAGGCGGUCCACUGGACCCUUACGACAACCCGGCAGACCGCCCUCCGCCAAAGAACAUAGGCCCGUCUGGUUCCAGCACCAGUGUGGCAGGGAGCCUGGAAUACGCUUCACCAGAACUUCUACUCUCAUCUACUGGUAUUAUCGACCCGGCAGUCGACAUCUGGGCUUUCGGUGUUGUCGCAUUUGCGGUUGUGGUCGGCUCUCGGCCAUUCCAGCACGGCUUCGCGCCGCGGAUCCAAGCGAACAUCAUCAAAGGUGAAUGGGACCAAUACGCCGUGCUCGCAGGUGGCACUGAUACUCAAGCCCGGCAAGAGGCUCUCGAGUUGAUCAAGGGCUGCCUUGAGAUGGAUAUGAAUGCGCGGUGGACCAUCCGACAAGUUCUGGAUUCUGCGUGGUUGCAGGAAUGCUCUCAGAGCGCGGAAGAGGCGCCAGAGUCGACAUGGAGGCUCUAG